Messenger RNA from Cottoperca gobio, 4842 nucleotides. It is a transcript of the gene alx4a, whose product is annotated as ALX homeobox 4a. The coding region runs from base 1 to 1122 and encodes 373 amino acids. Gene Ontology annotation, biological process: regulation of transcription by RNA polymerase II. NCBI's taxonomy places the organism in Eukaryota, Metazoa, Chordata, Actinopteri, Perciformes, Bovichtidae. The record is from RefSeq and is a predicted model, not a curated record. Gene Ontology annotation, molecular function: DNA-binding transcription activator activity, RNA polymerase II-specific; RNA polymerase II transcription regulatory region sequence-specific DNA binding. The transcript has 4 exons.
AUGAACGCUGAGACCUGCGUUUCAUACAGCGAUAUGACAUCCAUGGAUUCAUAUUAUAUCCCCUCUGAACUGCAAGGUAGGGAUCACCAGACGGACCACUUUAGGACAUUCCCAGCCACUGACACCAAAUACAGCCCCACUGCCUUCCUGCCCAACAAAGGUCAGGCUUACGGAGAAAAGUCCCGGAGCCCCUUCCAGCAGGAGUGCCAGUCAUUGGAUGCCGCCACAGCUGGGCAAGGCACUUUCAGCAAAUACCACCUCUUCAUGCAAAGGUCUUCUUGCAAAACACCCCCCGAGGAGGACAAACUGCACCAGGAGAGCGGACACAACGGAGCGCUCAUCCCCUGCUAUGGUAAAGACAGUUCAGGUCUGACAGACUCUGACUUGGCACAGGACUCCGACCCACCUGGAAUGGACAACAGCUACCUGGCUGUGAAGGAUCAGGGCGGGAAGGUGGCCUCUGAUAGACCACCAGGCACAGACUUGUCAAGCCCUUUGGACAAGGGUGAUGGCGGCGAAAGCAACAAGGGCAAGAAAAGGCGCAACCGCACAACCUUUACAAGCUACCAACUGGAAGAGCUAGAGAAGGUUUUCCAGAAGACGCACUAUCCUGAUGUUUACGCCCGGGAGCAGCUGGCACUGAGGACUGACCUGACUGAAGCCCGUGUGCAGGUGUGGUUUCAGAACCGAAGGGCAAAAUGGAGGAAAAGAGAGCGAUUUGGUCAGAUGCAGCAGGUCCGAACACAUUUCUCAACAGCUUACGAGCUGCCUCUUCUGACGCGUCCUGAGAACUACGCGCAGAUUCAGAAUCCCUCUUGGAUCGGUGGCAGCAGUGCAGCUUCUCCCGUGCCGGGCUGUGUUGUGCCCUGCGACACUGUGACCCCCUGUAUGACACCUCACCCCCACUCUGCCAGCGGGAUGUCUGAUUUUCUGGGCAUGUCAAGCCCCGGAGGUCAUGUGGGACAGGCACACAUGGGCAGCCUGUUUGGAGGGCACCCUGGCAUGGCUACGGGCAUCAACACGUACGAUCUGAACAUGGACCCAGACCGCAAGUCCUCCAGUAUUGCCGCUUUGCGUAUGAAGGCCAAAGAGCACAGUGCAGCCAUAUCUUGGGCCACAUGAUGUAUUGAUACCUGCUGGAUGGGGUGACCUAGUUGACACCUGAAAUGUCUAUACAAACCCAGCAUGGGGUGAGGGGGCACUAUAAUCAAAAACUCUAAAGGCAACAGUGACUACCUUCAUAAAUGUUGCAAUAAAAUAAUUAUUGAAGAUUACUCCAAGAGAAAACAACAAGAGAUUUGACAAGAUAAGUGGCGUGGCCAUGUUUCUCAACCCCUCUGGUGGGAGAAAGCAACCACAGUGUGCGAGUGAGCUUUGUGUAAAGCCUGGUGGGAGGUGAUGCUGUACUGUAUAACAGGAGUUGCAGUGUAGUUCAGAUGAUAGGCGAAGGAACAUGUUAGGACAAUAAUUUCAAACAAAUCCAUGCACUUAUUUGCUAAAAUACAGGAAAUUGUGUUUGUACAGUGCUUUUAGUGUCAUUGUAGUUCUCUGUCCAGGUGCUGUUUUAUUCUUCCCUUAUUAUUUAAAUUGUGAGUUAUUGUUGUUGUUUUUUGCCUUCAGUCAUUUUGUUACUGGUUUUGUUUUGACAAAUAGUUCAGCAAGCAUCCUUAAAAAAACCUGACAUUUAUACUUUUCAUAUUAUUCUAAGGCAAUCAUAAUCGGCAUUAGCACAUGCAGAAGUGUGUAACUUCGAUCACACUGAUGCUAUGAUGUUGCUCCAGAAAACUCUAUAUAUCCAGUAUAUCUGCCACAUUAUGAAGCUUCUCAGAUUCAAUGCAAACAUUUUAGUUACUAAAACAAAGUUGGAAGUGGCUCCACCUUUUAGCAUUUAAAAGUCAAACAAAUGAAAUGUGGUUUGUUUUAGUGUGGUCUGGGUGAGAGAUCCACCUGCCGCACUGACUCAGCCUGCUGAUGGCCAGAGAGAGAAAGGGAUGGAGGAGGAAGUGAUGUAUGGGAGCAUGAGAGGUGCACAGCAGGCCUGCUGGUCUCAGGGCUGAAGAGCCUGGGAGCAUCAGCCUCUAAACAGAGCCAGCUCUGUUUUCAGGAGGACAAACUCCAAGUGGACAUGACUGUGCCCCCGUUGCAUUUCCAGUUUCAGGAGUUUCAGAGAGAGAAGUGCCUACUAGUCAGUCAUUCUGCCAGAAAUAACACCGAAACCAGCAGCAGCCACCUUUGAAACAGAGGAGUCUGGUGGAGAUUACACAGACUGUGUUGACACUUUUAAACACUGAAAGGAUGUCAGUGUUCAACAGCAUCUUCUGGACUUUAACAAGGCUGUGUUUGGCUGUCCAGUAAAUGGUCAUGAAGCAGCUCUGGCAUAAGAGCUAUUGUAUUUCUUUCUCCUCAUUAUUUCUGUCAAAUCCAAACAAAGGAAGCCAUCGACCAGAUUAAUGCAGCGUAACCCUCUAUUGACUUCAGUAAGAUUUUGACUACAUCUCAGUUGGAUUUGCACCUUGGACGACUGAGCACAGGCACAGGGUAUUAGAUAUCAUCCUUCAUCCUUCCUCCAUCUAACAUGUCUCUAAACGUGUUGGAAGACAGUAUUCAAUUUUAGUGAGUAAGACAACAGGAGGAGUCAAGGGAAUCUCUAUGGAAAUGAUGUUACAGCUGACCACCAGGCACAGCGGGCAACUGACCCAACCUGCCCGAUUCACUGUUUCAGUUACUUUUUUGGUAAUUUGAUUACUUGCAAAUUUGUUUGUGAUUUUCACCGCUAAAGUGCAAUAACAACUGGAUUCUGCAUUAUUAUGUAAUCGUGUGUCAAAAUCUAGUUCUAAAAUCUAAUUUAUAUCGUGCUGACAUGGUGUAUAAUCCUAAAUAAAGUGGUGUUUAAUCAAAUAACUGAACAACAAAGUAAUUGACAUACAGAAAAGCUGGGAUCAAAUAUUUGAGGGAAACUUGGAGGCAACAUGAGCCCAACAGCUAAUGGUUACAGAUAAAAGAAAAUAGGCUAGUUAAACAUUUUGUAAGUAGCAGAAGACCCAAUGAUAGUAAUUGUAUCAUGUCGUGUCCCAAGGUUUCAGCAUGGGAAGAUCAAGUGUGAAGUUUGAGGCCAACCUCAUUAGUUUUCUUGGCAUGCAAUCGGAGCAGGACAUGUUUUAGUAAAACCACUAACAUGUCAGGGUAAAGCACCGUAAGGAAUCGAGUUCCCUGUCUCCACUCUGGUUACAGCCAUCACUCCCUGUUUACUUCUAUCUAGGCUUGGAACAAUAUGUCUGUGUUUGUUUGUGUUUCUCUGUGGAAAGAGAAGAGGAGGGGGCCAGCUAGAGAUGAGUCACAUAUCUCUGAACCCAAAUCAUAUACAUAUCUUCAUAUUAUUCAAAUAUUAAAGUACUUAAGCUUGCUUUUCCCCUGGUAUCUGCCUCCCCUAGACAGAAAUAGCAGAUGAGGUUUACCGAUGAGGUUAUGCAUGUUCUUCCUUUGUUUGCAAAGCCUGAUUUAAGCAGAACAGAGUUUCAAGCAAACCUGAUACCUUGUAAUACACCUUCAGGCUGAGCAACCAUUGCUAAUUCUCAAAACUGAACCACAUUCACUGCCCUUCUGGGCAUGUAAGAGAAGUGGGGUACAAGCAACAACCUGUCAUCAGAGCAGAUCACCCCAGAGUCCUCCAAAUUAGAUCCACUUCUACUCUCCAACCCAAAUCCAAGGCAUAUGCACAAUCCUGACUAUCGAGUACAUAUCUCUGAUUUAAACGGAGAGGGUCUCCUUGCAAAUGUGGACAUAGGGCCCCCUGUGCUCUAGCUGUGGGGUUGGACGGAGGGCGAGCCGCGAGGGCGACUGCUGUGUUCCGGUGUUCUGGGAAAAGGACAGUGCACACAGCUGCGCUCAGGGGGUAAAUGCAAAACAAACAUGCCUCACACAUGCUUCCCCCUCAGCUGUCAUGGCUCUGCUUUCAAAGAUCCCCCCCCCCCCUCCUCAAUACACACGUACACAUUGCUCUGUGCCUCUUCCUUUGCUCACUUCCACUGUGUCCACUGGCUUAAAGUUGCAGCCCCCCAUUCGCAGGGUCCGAGGCACAGCCGCACGGCCAUCCCAGGAAGGCUUUUUAAUUAACACUGAGCCAUGUGGAGGCUGUGGACUGCAGGAUUGUGUUUCAGGACAGACAGGGCCGUCUGUCUUCUGGUUGGUUUGAUGUAGACUGUUUCUCUGCACAGUGCGCACAGACAUAUUGUCAUUCAGUAUUUCAGGUUUACACAAUACAUACUCACUAUCUUCACUCUCUUUGUGCUGCAUUAUUGUGUGCUGAAACAUCUCCAGUGAUGUCCACCAUGAACCACAUACACUCAAUCUACUUGUCCUACAAUCACAAAAAAGGACUGUUAAUGCAAGAUUACAAAAACAAAAUCCCUCUCCCUCCUGUAUGCUGCAUAACUACAUCCCUGAGUGAUGAAGUCAUCGUCCACUUUUCUCAUUUUCUAAUACUACUGAAGUCAGACAAUCAGUAUAGGAGUAAAUAUUUGAUUAAUGUGUGUGCUGUUGUGUGCAUGUACAUUUGUGUGCAUGCAAAAUGGAUUGAAGUGUUAUAAGACUCUUGGAAAGGUUACUAAUUAGAUGUUAUGUUUAAUUUUGAGAAAGUUUAACAAGUAUUUGAGUGUAUCACUUUUUUUUAAUUUGGUGGUAAAAUUGUAUUUCCAGAGUUGUGUUUGAACAUUGUUUUUCUCUUGAUAUGUAAUUAUUCUGAAUUUCAAGGUUUUUUUUCAAGUUAAUGCGGCUUUAAGCUGUCUUUUUAAAAUAAGUGUAUAAAUUUACUCAUGCUUGUGUUGUUUUGUGUGUGAUUAAAGU